Messenger RNA from Photinus pyralis (common eastern firefly), 827 nucleotides. Its product is annotated as rRNA-processing protein UTP23 homolog. Gene Ontology annotation, cellular component: small-subunit processome; nucleolus. The record is from RefSeq and is a predicted model, not a curated record. Bases 80 to 820 code for a protein of 246 amino acids. The transcript is spliced from 2 exons. Gene Ontology annotation, molecular function: small ribosomal subunit rRNA binding. NCBI's taxonomy places the organism in Eukaryota, Metazoa, Arthropoda, Insecta, Coleoptera, Lampyridae.
ACACUUUGUCAUUGGAACUAUACAUACAUAACCUCGUUGACUCGUUUUUGUGUAGUGUGUUUCUCUUGAAAAUCCUAAAAUGAAAAUAAAAAGAUAUAAAAAAAUGUCAAAAAACGUUAGUUUUUACGUAAACCAUUUCAAAUUUCACCAACCGUAUCAAAUAUUAAUGGAUGGAACGUUCUGUUACGCUGCAUUGAAUAGUAAGAUCAACAUUCAGGACAAUUUGCCUAGAUAUCUACAGUCUGAAUUAAAGUUUCGCACUACGUCUUGUGCUAUUAUCGAAACUGAAAAUUUGGGAAAGCAAGUUGCGGGUGCAUUAGUUAUACUCAAAAAUUUUCUUGUACAUAAAUGCGGACAUGAGGGUAAACCCAUUCCGGGCGCAGAUUGCAUAUAUUCCAUGGUUAAAGAGAAAAAUCAAAAUCACUAUUUCGUUGCCACUCAAGAUUUGGCCUUACAAAGUAAAAUUAGAAAGUUACCAGCAGUUCCGUUGCUUUACUUUGUAAGAAAGACACCUGUAUUGGAUCAGCCUUCGGAAGCGUCGAAAAAAGAGGCACAUGAUAUGCUGGGAUUAACUCCUAAUGAAAGGGAAACGAUAUCCUCUUUGAAGCAACAGCAUGGUAUUACCCAAGAACCCGAACAAAGCAGGAAAAGAAAAAGGAAAGGCGGUCCAAAUCCUUUGUCAUGUAAAAAGAAGAAAAAGAAACCUGAAAUACAAGCGGGAAAAAUAAAGAAGCCCGAUCCUACUCAGAAGAAAAGAAAAAAAAUCAAAGUACCAAAACAUGUCAAAGAUCUACUGAAGAAUGUACAAAAUAAAAAUUAAAUUCGUC